UCCAAAGAGGACAUUUGUGAUGGAAUUUGCAAAGAGUAAUCACGGUCGUCGAUUCCGAUGCCAUUAAUAUAGCACUCCAUUUUUGCAGCACUGGUUGAGUAGGGACAUUAAAUACCUAACACGAAGUGCAGCACACAAUGUGAUCUGCCAGCUUUAGGGGAAACAGUUCUCGUUUGAAGCUUCUCUCCGAUAUGCUCAUGUUAAGUUAUUGUGCGCUAUGUUAUCCAAUACAACAUUGUGCAUAGAUUACUCCUAAAUCAGGAUAUCUUCUGAUAUUAAACCUCAACCCUAACCUUUGAUAUCUCACGAUACUGUUCUCGGUGUGGUUGUGCAGUUCUUGAGGUUUAAGUGAAACGUAGAAAGGUUUUGAGAGAAGUAUAGGUUAGAUUUGGCAAGGUGGGCAUGACAGUGCACCUACUGCUGCAGUCGGUGUGGUGGUGACAGUACCCAAAUGUAGUAUCAGCUCCCUGUGUCGAAGUAGUUUUGCAAUUCGGUUGGCUAGUGUUGUUGCUUCUGGUGAAGAUGGCUCUCACGUUGGGUAAAUUAAUUUCAGGCGUUCCAAACACGCGAGUUGUGUGCAAUCCGUUUUAUUAUCAGCGAAAUUUCUCCUUAGUCAGCUUUAUUUUGAAACGCCCGGGCUGCUGUGUAGGCAUGUCUUUUGUAGAUAGUUUUCCAAUUCAUGCUACAUUAGAUUGGAAGUGGGCUAAUGUGGCGACCCACAGAGGGGUCUCACUGAACCUGGCUGACCUUUCUUGUUGCUCGAGAUCUCUGAGCUCGUGGAAUCGCUCUUAUGGCGUCCCUGUAAAGCACCACUUAGCUCCGAAACUCCAGAGUUUUGCAGCUAAUGUGCAUAAUCCAAGGCAAUCCUUGAUGUCUGCUUCUGCCACUUCUGAUGACUCGCAGUCGACAACGCAGGCUGAUGCAGCCUCUGUUUUGCAGUCGAACGAGAGUAUGGCAGAGUUCGACGAGGAGAUUUCUGAAGAUGCCCUUCAUGCUUUACGAGAAUUUGACAUGGUAAACGAAGAUUUAGAGGGUGAAAAUCAACGCAUUGCUGAUGUAGCGAGAACCGGGAGGCGUUCGAAAAAGAUGUGCUACUAUUUCACGCAAGGAUUGUGUACUCUGAUGGAGGACGAAAAUCACACAGACAAGUUUAGCCAUGUUUAUCCUGAGCUCAAAGUGAGGUCAGCUGAUCUGAAAAGGGUUAAGGAACAGCCAUUUGAGUUCUACUUAGUACUGGAUCUGGAAGGCAGGGUCGAAAUAUUGGAGUUUCCUGUACUUUUGAUCAACGCUCAGACACUUGAAGUGGUUGAUCGUUUUCACCGCUUCGUAAGGCCAGUCAUUAUGACGGAAGAAAGGCAGGCUGAAUAUAUCAAGGGAAAGUAUGGAAGAUGGGGGUUGGACAGGGUUUGGCAUGAUACAGCUAUCCCGUUUACAGAGGUUUUGAACGCAUUUGAAAGCUGGAUGGAGAGCCACUCGCUUUAUAAUCCUGAGGACCCGUCCAAGUUGACACGAGCUGCUUUUGUUACAUGUGGCAACUGGGAUGUGAAGACAAAGAUUCCAGAGCAAUGUCGUGAUUCAGGUAUCGAAUUGAAACCAUAUUUCAAUGAGUGGAUAAACUUGAAGGACAUCUACUACAACUUUUACAGACGGCGGGCUGGGGGAAUGCUUGCAAUGUUGAAAGGCCUUAAUAUACCACUAACUGGUACACAUCAUGUUGGGCUGGACGAUGCCCACAACAUUGCCCAAAUCCUGCAGCGGAUGCUCGCUCACGGUGCCAUUGUGAGAAUCUCUGCGAAAAGGAAAGUUAGUGAUCCAAAAGCAGUGAGAUGGACAUUUUCAAACCGUGUGAAAUAAUGAAUUCGGCAGUUCGUCCCUUCCACUGUCAUCGUCCUUGUGCGCUGUCGUAAUUUUUCAGAAAAUGAAGUCUCACUAUGGGAGCCAGCUGAAGAAUCAGAUCACAAUAAACAUCAAAGCAGUUUGUCUUGCUGCUGCUACUUUUGUUUACAGCUUGUACAGUAGUACACCUAGAAAACCCAAAUCAUGUGAAAGAGGGUCCACCGUUGUAUGGUAAAAGUGGUUUUUUUUUUCGGUAAAGCUUUGUUUCCGACGG
Physcomitrium patens is the source of this 2110-nucleotide messenger RNA. Its product is annotated as putative exonuclease domain-containing protein At3g15140. The record is from RefSeq and is a predicted model, not a curated record. Lineage: Eukaryota; Viridiplantae; Streptophyta; Bryopsida; Funariales; Funariaceae. Gene Ontology annotation, molecular function: 3'-5'-RNA exonuclease activity; nucleic acid binding.